AUGUUAUCGAUUAGAGCUCUAACAGCACAAUAUCAGGGUAAGUUGGGAUUUUAUGUGUUGGGUGUUUCGGAAUCGCGCAGUAACGCAGUUUUAAUGGGAAAUUCUGGCAGUACAAAUAUUCCUGGUGGUGGUACUGAUGGUUAUCAUGUUUUGAGAGUGCAAGACAAUUCACCUGGGCAGGCUGCUGGACUGGAACCAUUUUUCGAUUUUAUUAUUUGCAUUGGAAACACACGGCUGGAUUCAGAUAAUGAUACUUUAAAGGAUAUCUUAAAGCAGCAUGUGGAACGGUCGUUAGAACUGACUGUUUAUAAUAGCAAAACUCAAACAGUUCGCCAGACACAAAUUACACCAUCGCAAAUGUGGGGUGGACAGGGAUUACUCGGUAUUUCAAUUCGGUUCUGCUCAUUUGAAGGAGCGCGCGAAAAUGUUUGGCAUGUUGUGCAAGUCCAGCCUAAUUCACCGGCAGAAAUUGCUGGAUUACAAUCUAACUUGGACUAUAUACUUGGAGCAGAAUCUGUCCUAAAUCAGGCCGAUGAUCUUAUUGCUCAUUUGCAAGCUAACGAGGGGAAACCCAUCAAAUUAUAUGUUUAUAAUACGGCGAGUGAUUCUGUGCGAGAAGUCUCGCUUACUCCCAACUCAGCUUGGGGUGGCGAAGGAUGUUUGGGAUGUGAUAUUGGUUACGGUUAUUUGCAUCGCAUACCGGGUGAUCGACGAGGUCCACUGAAGGGCGAAGAAAUUGCUGCAAUGCUUAAACAACAGUUAAAUGAGACAGAUUUAUCAGAUGCUAUGCCAUUAAUGAAUACUAAUAAUUCGAGCCAUUUAGGACCUCCUGCUACCUCAAAUAGCACUAUCAAUAUCCCUCAACCAGGCAGCACAGGUAUUCCACAAAUUGAUACGAUACAAGCUAUUACAAAAUUCCCUGAUCCAAGUUCAUUUAUGCCACCAAUUCUGAAACAACCGGCAGUAUCUGAUUCAACAGUAGCUAGCACGACGGGAAUAAGUGGUCCUUAUUCAAGUGAAGUAUGUUCUGGAGGAUUUUCAGCGUCUCUGCAGUCCAUCAUGCAGGAACAACCAUUAAUCGCAAGUAGUACCAACAUAAGCGUUACACCACCGCCAUCAGCGGCAUUUCCAACUCUUGAGUUAUCGACGUCUUCUGGAACAACUGAACAACCCUAUUCUGUUCAAAAUAGUGGUGCAAAUUAUUCAAAUACAAGUCAAGAAGUUCAACAGCAACAACAGAAUUUCAUGGGAAAUUCAACUAAUACAGAGCAAUAUGGUGGAAUACCGACAUCCAUGUAUCAGCAGUCAUAUUAUUCAUCACAGCAACAGCAGUACAUGCAUGAUCCGCAGUAUCCACCACAGCUUCCUAUUUAUAAUCCUUCAUCUUCGUCUCCUCAGUCAGCGAUAGCGGGUGUAGUGCCUCAGAUGUUUUCAAAUUUGCCACACCAACAGCAGCAACAGCUAUCAUGCGGAAUCCCACCGUUACCUCCACAGAUGUCUGUAUCUUCCGCAGCUCCAUUUGCAAGUUCUUCACAAUUUUCGGGUCUAGCUUUUCCAAUGCCGCCACUAAGUACUAUGGGUAUUACACAUCUAGCGCCUCCACCAGUCACGAUAUCUUUUGGCUUACCGACGUCGCCUACACCACUGUUUGGACAUCAGCAACAAUCAGAUAUGAGCACUUAUUCGAACCCAUCAUUUAAAUCAGAUUUCCAGAUGGCUGGAAAUAAUCAGUUCGGUUUAACACCACAAGGUAUGAUGUAA
This is a messenger RNA of Acanthocheilonema viteae, 1761 nucleotides long. NCBI's taxonomy places the organism in Eukaryota, Metazoa, Nematoda, Chromadorea, Rhabditida, Onchocercidae. The record is from the annotation of a GenBank genome assembly.